Messenger RNA from Aspergillus sclerotioniger CBS 115572, 1755 nucleotides. RefSeq names its product high affinity methionine permease. Gene Ontology annotation, biological process: amino acid transmembrane transport. Gene Ontology annotation, cellular component: membrane. Bases 1 to 1755 code for a protein of 584 amino acids. The record is from RefSeq and is a predicted model, not a curated record. Lineage: Eukaryota; Fungi; Ascomycota; Eurotiomycetes; Eurotiales; Aspergillaceae. Gene Ontology annotation, molecular function: L-amino acid transmembrane transporter activity. The transcript has 9 exons.
AUGGGUUUCUUACCCUUCACUACCAAAACCACGGAAACGGAGGCGACCUCGGAGCAAUCCAGCGACAGACUCAGUGUCAUUGACGAUGGCAAUCUACAAUUUACCGCCGGUGGGGGUGCCAAUUCCUCCAAGCUUACGUACCAAGAGGCGAGCGGUGCUCCGAUCGAGGCCAAAUCUCCCCUGGGGUACUCGGUAGGUGCGGUGACGGUUAUAUUCUUGAACUUGAGUAUGAUGAUUGGAACGGGUGUGUUUUCGACUCCAUCUGCCGUCCUCGACGGCGCCGGAUCCGUCGGCCUGAGUCUCUUCUACUGGGUGAUCGGGUUCUUCAUGGCAUGGAGCGUGUUGUCCGUGUACUUGGAAUACGUAUCCUAUUUCCCUAGUAGAUCGGGCUCCGAGGUCGUGUAUCUCGAACAGGCAUACCCAAGACCAAAGUACUUCUUCCCGACAGUGUUUGCGAUGCAGACGGUUUUGUUCUCGUUUAGUAGCAGUAAUGCUGUUGUGCUGGCGGAAUAUCUAUUCAAGUUGGCGGAUGCAGAAACGACCGCUUGGAAGGAAAAGGGCGUUGCUGUGGCAGUGUAUACCGUUGCUACGCUAUUGCUGAGCUUCAAUACCAAGUGGUCGCUCUGGCUAGCCAACGCUAUCGGUAUUGUCAAGUUGGUCACUUUGAUCUUCAUCGGAAUCACCGGCCUGGUCGUCCUUGGAGGCCAUACCCCGGUGACAGAUCCUCUGAUCAACUUCCGUGAUGCCUUCUCGGGAACAUCUGGAGCAUCUGUGUACGGGGCAACCAAUGCUUUGGUGAAAGUGAUGUUUUCGUAUGCCGGUUACUCGAAUGCGUGCAACGUUGCGAAUGAAGUCACAAACCCUGUCAAAACCCUUCGCUGGAGUGCGCCUGCUGCCCUGUUCCUCACAGCCGUGCUGUACAUCCUGGUCAACAUCGCUUACUUCUCCGCCGCCAGCAAGGAAGAGAUUCUCAACUCGAGUGUCACAGCAGCGAGUCUCUUCUUCGAGAAGGUCUUUGGCACGUCAGGUGCAUCCAGAGCUCUGAACUUCUUGAUCUGUCUCAGUGCAUUCGGAAACCUUCUGGCCGUGUUGAUCGGCCAAUCCCGCAUGCUGCGAGAAUGCGGACGACAAGGCGUCCUCCCCUUCACCGAGUUCUGGACUUCCACUCGUCCAUUCGGAACACCCUUGGGCCCAUACUUCCUCAAAUGGGCUCUUACAGUCAUCAUGAUCCUCGCGCCUCCAGCCGGUGACGCCUUCAACUUCAUCGUCGACCUAAGCAUCUACCCCUCCAACGCCUUCAACUUCCUCCUCGCAGUCGGUAUCCUCAUCACCCGACACCGGCGCAAACGACUCAACUUCCCAUCCUCCGGAUACAGAGCCUGGACAGUAUCAGUCUGUUUCGCCAUCUUAUCGAGUUUAUAUAUGCUCGUCGCGCCAUGGUAUCCACCCAGCACCGGUGCAGACGGCGGAGACGUAAGCUUUUGGUAUGCGACGUAUUGCGUUGUUGGAAUUGCGAUUAUCGCCGCCUGCGGAGCUUACUACUACCUGUGGAUCAAGAUCCUCCCGCGCCUAGGCAAAUACGAACUCCGCCAAACAAUCAUCACCGUCGGCGGCGACGCAACAGCCCAUAAGCUAGUCCGCGUUCCCGUUCCACAAGUCGAAGAAUGGGACCGGGAACACGAUGCCACGGGCCGGGCAAUGAGAAGAAAUGUCGUUCAAGAGGAAGUCCUUACGAAAUCGGAUUUAAAUGCCUGA